Molecule: messenger RNA, 309 nt
Organism: Paramecium sonneborni
Lineage: Eukaryota; Ciliophora; Oligohymenophorea; Peniculida; Parameciidae
Source: the annotation of a GenBank genome assembly
AUGAAACCAAAAAUGUGUCAUCUAAAUUACCAACCAGUCACUAGUUUGAAUUGUCAAACUCUAGAUUUUGAUUUAUUAGAGUUAGAGAAGAUUAAUUUUUCAGUUAAAAUGGAACACAUGGCUGAACAACUUAAUAAAGAAUAAGAAAUCACUACCCCAACUUUUAAUUUUCAAAUCAAUAAAAUCUAAGGACCCGCCAAAGAAAUAAGCAACAGGAUUCAAAAUAUACUAUACGUUUCCCCUAAUAAAUUAAUCAAAUCCCAUAGAAAGUUGCCCAAAAUCUUAAAAGAGCCCUUAAAAAACACCUGA